Molecule: messenger RNA, 1020 nt
Organism: Rana temporaria (common frog)
Lineage: Eukaryota; Metazoa; Chordata; Amphibia; Anura; Ranidae
Product: putative nuclease HARBI1
Exons: 2
Coding region: 1-1020 (339 amino acids)
Source: RefSeq, a predicted model, not a curated record
AUGGAACCAUUUGGAUGUGCUCUAUUUGAACUGAAACUGAUCCAGAGGCGAAGAAGGACACGUCAGAAUGUCGUUCAGAUAGAGAAACGUGUAUUCCGUUCACGUACCUUUUUGGAUCAAUUUACUGAAACCCAGGUGAUAGCCAAAUUCAGAUUAUCCUCUCCCAUGAUACAUUCCCUGUAUGAUGAAAUACACUUGGCCCUAGAAACACGCACGCGGAGAAGUAAUGCAGUACCAGGUCUUGUGCGUUUUUUGGCAGUACUUCAUUUUUUAGGAAAGGCCUCAUACCAACAUGUCAGUGGUGAGAUUGUUGGCAUCUCACAACCCAGUUUUUCCCGCUGCUUGGUGGAGGUCCUGCAAGCACUGCGACAACUUGCUCCAAAAUACAUACACAUGGGCAAGUCACGUGAAGAGCGGGAUCAAAUUAAACGUGGUUUUUUUGACCUAGCAGGAAUGCCCAAUGUCAUUGGGGCAAUAGACUGCACCCAUGUGCCAUUAUGUCCCCCAUCAGAACAGGAGCACAUCUACCGAAACCGUAAGGCUUACCAUUCACUCAACAUCCAGGUGAUCUGUGAUUCAAACCUCAUAAUCCGUGAUGUUGUCACCGGCUUUCCAGGAUCCUGUCAUGAUGCCCAUAUAUUGCGCCAAUCGGGAAUAUAUGAUACUCUGGACAAGGACUUAGAAAAUAAUGGAUGGCUGCUGGGUUCAGGUGUGCCCUCCCUCUCGGCAGAGAUAACCAAGAGAAUGAAAGCACCUAUAACAGAUAAAGAAUUGGCCAUGGCAAUAGAAUCCUCUAAAUUAGGGAAUGCCCCUGGCCCAGAUGGGCUAAAUCUUGCCUAUUACAAAACUUUUCAGGAUGUUCUAUCUCCAUAUUUUCUACGUACCUAUAAUUCUAUUUCAGCUAAUUAUAAGUUAAUAGAGGAUGAUUUGAAGGCUCAUAUUAUGGUCAUCCCUAAGCAGGACAAAGACAAAACUCAAUGUGGGAAUUAUCGUCCCAUAGCACUCUUAAAUGCUGAUUAA